This is a messenger RNA of Podarcis lilfordi (Lilford's wall lizard), 12176 nucleotides long. The record is from the annotation of a GenBank genome assembly. NCBI's taxonomy places the organism in Eukaryota, Metazoa, Chordata, Lepidosauria, Squamata, Lacertidae.
GGACGGUGUCAGUUUCCACUGUGUGCCUUUCAGCGUUGCAUUUUCCGCCACCAGCAGCAGCAGCAGCCAGCAGCCAGCAGCCCCCUCCUCGCCCGCCACUCUCCCUCCUCUCCCCUGGCUCCCUCCACAACUGGGAAAUAAUCACAAUUAAUUUUUUUCCUCGUAAAGGGGGAAAAAAAAGAGGAGGAGGAGUGGGAAGGAGGGAGGGAGGAAGAGCCUCCCUCUCCGAGGGGCCGAAAAAAAAGAAAGAAAAAGCACAGCAGAGGGGGAAAGAGAUUGCGAGGCGAGUGGGUGAAGGGGUGGGGGGGAAGCCGAGGAGGAAAAGAAAGAGCGCAAGAGACAAUGGGCUGGCGGAGGAGGAGAAGCAAACCAUCCGGAUUAGAAAGAUUUUGAGAUCCCAGCACUGGAGCUGCGCAUUCAGGAGGAGGUGGGGAGAGGCAGAGAGAGGAGGCGAGGGAGAGCGAGGGCUGCGGGGGGGGGGGGAGGCAGAGCCAACUCCUGGGGCGGCGCGGGGAUCCGAGGCGAGGGAGGGGGCUCGGUGGCGGAGAGGAGCCCGGCUGCGGGGGAGCGAGCAUGAGCAGGAGCUGAGCUGAGCGCGGCGGCGGCGGCGGCGGCGGCGGCAGCCCUGCGCUCAUUGCAAUUGACAGCGUCUGCAGUUCAUUUCAAGAUGGCCGCUUGGCUCACAUUCAUUUUCUGCUGAGCGACUUUUAACUUUCAUUGUCUUUCGGGGCGGUUCGGAUCGUCGCCCGCCGGCUCCUUCUCGCGGGUACGUAUCCCCGGGCGCGGCUGCCCUCCGGGGGCCGGGAGGCGGCGGGGCCUGGGAGGCGGUUUCGGGGGGCUGCGGAGGGGCGCCAGCCUUGCUAGGUGUCCCCGGGCUCUCGGGGUGGGGAAAGCGCUGACAGGCUGCUCCAUCUCCGCGCUGCCUCCGCGCCCGCGCGCCUUCGCCCUCCGCGCAGGGACCCCGGGAGGCGCGGCGGCGGCGGCGGCGGCGGCGGCCCGUGCACUGGCUGGGGCGACGCCCCCCCUCCGGCGGAUUUCGGUUCCUUUCCUCCCUCGGCUCGCCGCUAGCCCCUUCCUGGGCACAUGGCCCCGCAGGAGGAUAUUUCUAUUUUCAGCCCCUGCUCGCCGAUCUCUCUGGGGCUCCUUUGUUUAAAUGCAGAUUUCGAUUGAACGCGGGCGGUGCAGGAAACCUGGCGCUGCCUGGGUCAGGGGACGGCGGCUGCCCGGCCAAGAAGCGCCUCGCAGGGGGUUUCAGGAGCCCCGCAGAGCCCCCAUCUUAUAGGGAUGGGUCCCCCCCGAGGGGGCGAUCCCGCUGGGGGGCUGGUCGCGCUCGGGAGGGCUCUCCCAGGAAUUUUAUUAACUUAAGUUUGGCGGACCCCGGUGUGGGACUGGAUGGCUCGUAAGAUGGCGGUUCUCGCUCAGCUUGCAGCUGGGCGCUUUUUCUCGUGUGUGCGUAAAAUGUUAAAGUUUCUGCGCUUUGGGGACGGGAGGGCAAAGCUGGGAAAUUAACUUCGGGGGCACAGGGGUUUCUGCGUUGAUGCGAGUUUGCCCUGUGCAGACGGAAGAGAUUUGGGGAAGCUGAGGUGCUGGGACUUUGCAGGAUCUUCCAGCGCGGCUUUCUUAUUCUCUAACUGGUUUUCUAGCCCCUUGUCCCGCAGUCCUUCCAAGCUGGGUCAAGGCAAGUUUAGUAGCAACGACUUGCUAGUAUGCGAGGUGUGAUGGUUUUGCUCCUGGCGCGAGAAACCGAGCACACGUCCACCUAACCUAGCUUGGCCUAACCUAGCUUGACAGGAGAGUCCUGGCAAAAAGAGUUCAGGAAAUAAGUCGGGGCCAUCAAAUCCUACGGGUAAAAUCCCCCUUUGCCCCCAAACCUGGGAGAGACAGACAUGUGGUCAGAACACCCCCAUGGCGUUCGUUGAACCUCUAACAUUUUUCUUGCCUCCAGAACUCAGGAGCACAAGACGCAGCUAAGUAUUGGGGGAGAGUUUGUUUGGAAAUGACCCUCCAAGGAGGAGGAACACACUCUGAAAAUAUAAUAUGGGGCGGGAGGAGAAUGGGAUGCGUCCGUAUGUGUAAGGGAAGACUUUUGCUGGAAGUUGGCGGAUUCUGUGUGUAGCCUCUUAACCUUUAAUAAGUUUGGACACCGCGCUGGCUGGGAAGGAACCAGAUUUUGUGGUAGCAGGAGACCAGCUGGAGAGUCCCAUUUGCUACUUUUAGGAGCUUGGCUCUAAAGGAGGAAGAUUUCUGCCACUGAGCACAUUAAUUUCUUCCCUGGAAGCCGCUUCCCUCCCGCACUUAAAGAUGGAUUUCAGCCAGAUAUUGGGAAGAGAGAGCACGGAUCUUAUUGGCAACGCAUGUGGGCAUACAUGCGUUCCAGAAUCGGUUUUCAAUCGAUUGAUUGAUCGCCAUCAGGAUUUAGGUCUGUUGCAAGAAUUCUAAGGUCUCAAAUACAUGGCAGGUGAAGGAAGGGCUAUCUGCCUGUGUGGCUGUUGGUGCAAAGGGUGCAUCUCUGCUUCAUCGAGGCUUACCUCGUCUUUGGGUCGACUCCGCUCCCUUUUCAGCUGCCGGCGCAGAUGCUUUGUGCUCAUUCACGGGGUACCGUGAGCCUUCAUAACUAGGGCUUGCCCCUGUAUUUUGAAGUAACCCGCGCAUGGCCUCCAAGCUGGCUGUCAUAGCAAGCUUCGCCCUCCCCUUGUUUGCACGGUUGAAGACUUGCCUGGCGAGCGAGAGAGCUCCUGGAAUAAAAUAUAUUCGCUCGUGUUAAAGGUCAGCGUUUCUUGACUGUAUGCACGCCGAUCUUAACAUAAGGAGGGGGCGGGGAAUGAGAAGUUGAAGCUCCCCUCCUGGAGGAGGAGUUGGCGCGUUUGGGAGUGAAAUGCUCUUUAUGUUUACGCGCGCAGUGCAAACUGUGUGUGAACAGAAAGGGGGGUGCGUGUGCACACGUGUGUGUUGGCUGGCGUCUUUCACUGUUGUUCUUCGGUUCAGUUUGCUGGUUUUCAGACCCCGGAUUUCAGAGAUUGCUUCGACCAUGCCCUGGGGAAGAAGGCUAACUUGGGUCAUAAAUAAUAUGCGGUUAAGGGAAAGAGCUUCAACCAGGAAAGCUUCACGGCUGUUGGGAGUUUUCUUUCAGUUAGGAAGUCCUUUGUGAAAUAAAACAUGUUCGUCUCUUCCAAAAGAUUAGGUUGCUUCGGUGGGUCUCAGCUCUGGAGAAGAAUUGUAAGGCGACCGAUUAAAACAGCCACCUACUUGCGCCAGUUGUGAGAUAUUUAGGAUUUCUUUCACGAAUAAAAGGAGGGCAGGAGAGACAGGUUUAGGUCACCUCAAGAAGGAGUCUUCCUCCUGGCUGAGGGCAAGGAGGGAAAUCGCGGGCAAGAAGCCAAGAGCCGAGACUGGCGAGAUCCAAAAACUCCAGGCUGCUCCUUUGUUGGAGAGAUCUUGGAAAAUCCGCACACAAUGCAUGGGAGCGCCCAGCCUCGCUGCCACCCUCGAGUUUAAGGCCAAGGCUAGCCCCUCUGCCCCGGGCCUUCUCCCCUUUGGGGAAUUUGUGUGUGUGUGUGUAAGAGAAACAUUUCCCCCUGGUACAGCGUUUGCUUCCCUCUCCCCAGAGAAGGAGCUGCUUGCUUGCUCAGGUUGUCUCUGCUGCUGCCAGUCCCAUCUCCUCCUUCCUUCGAGCAACGCGAGGGCUUUUGCUCUUUCCUUGGCCAAGUUCGGCUGGGAUUGCGGGCUCUUUGCAGGGAAGGUUUUCGCCUUGGUUGCGAGGGCAUCUGCUGAGAUCAGGGACCUUAACCUGGGCUCCGGGGCGGCAGGCGCCUUUCCCUCCUUCCCGGCUGUCUCUGGAGCUGGUGGCACCGUAAAUUGCUCUGGUUCAGCAACCUCUGGAAAUGACACUCGGGCCGCUGUGCUGGUCUGGGACGAGGUGCGGAUUCAGAUGCGCGGCUGGGCUGCCGCCAGCGACGGUCCAACUUGGAGCCCCGUCCCGGCGCAGACGCGGCUCGUUGGAGAGGGCAGGAAACCGGAGGCUGAGCUGCUGCCGCUUCCUUGCCCGGACUGAGUCGACGUGGAUGGAGGCCCCUGCGAGGAGCUGCCGAAAGGGCCGGGAGGAGCCUCUCUGCUCGGCCUGGCGCACACCCCGGCGCUGGCUCAGGCCGCCCCCGAGGCCUCCCCCUCCAGCGCCGCUCUUGGCCUCCUGCCCGGCCCCUUGGCGGCGGAGGGGAAGGAGAGGAAAGGACCCCUUUCCCGGCCCCCGCCACGCCCCCUGCGCCUUUCCUGAGGCUGCACCCCGCCCCCCAUGCGCACACCCGUGGCCCCUUCUGCCCACCCCCUCCCCCCUCCCCUCCCGGGUGCGGCACACCUAGACCCUCGCAGCUGGCAGCGCUCUCCCGGGCCACCUUCCUGGGCGCACUUUCUCUCUCCCUCUUGGCUUUCUCCGCCACCCCCCUCUAUUCCCUCUUUCUCUCCCCCCUCCCCUCCCCCUCCUCCUGGUGCUGCGCUCCGGGCGGUGGCAGGAUGCCAAGUGUAAGUGUAAGUUGCUAUAGCAACCCCCUCCAGAGCGCGGUUCCGAAGGCGCCGCCGUCCCGAGCCUGUUGGGCUGGCGGCAGCGAGGCGACGCGGGAGAAGCCCAGUUCCGCCGCGGCCCGAUCCCCUCCUGCUUCGCCUUGCCCAGCGGCCCUGGUGCCAAGGUGCAAGGAGCAGCUCCCUCCCUCCCUCUCCCCCCUUCUUCUUCUUUCUUCCUCCUCCUCCUCCUCCUCCGCCCCCUCCCCUCCUCCCCCCUCGCCGGAAAUGCCCAGGGCAGCGUCCGCAGCUGCACCGGGAUCCGGCGCCUCCUCCUCCUCCUCGUCCUCCUCGCCUCUCCCCCGAUCGCGAUCCUCAGCUCCGGCAAGCGCCCCCGGGGUGCCCUGCUCGCCGCGGGAGAAGGGCCCCGAGAAGCCCCGCACCCGCCGCCGCGCCAGGCCAGGCGGGCAGGUGGGCACUGGGCAGAGCAGCAGCCCCCGCGCGGCGGCGCAGCCCCUUCCCUGCGCCCGGGCCUCCCGCUUUGCAUUACAGUUCCUGCCUCGCCAGCUUCCCGCCGCCGCCGCCGCCGCCUUCCGAGUUACAUUUCCGAGGUUUCUUCUCCUCCUCGAGGAGGGGCGAGCGGGAGGCCGGGGGCUGCCUUGCCAGCCAGGAGGGGUCCGAAGGGGGAGUGGAGGUUGCGUGCGCCUCGGAGACGCUUCCCUCCCGCACUUAAACGGCCCUCCUGUGUGCCUUUCAGAGCUGCAAAAAUGCAUCGCACCACCCGCAUCAAAAUCACCGAGCUAAACCCCCACCUCAUGUGCGUGCUCUGCGGAGGGUACUUCAUCGAUGCGACCACCAUCAUCGAGUGUCUGCACUCCUGUAAGUACCGUCCGGGUUCACACGUGCCCUUAGCCCUCCAGGGACGCAGAAAAAGGCUCUGGGCCAGCGACCGCCCACCCCCGCCAGCCUCUGAUCCCUCGCAAGAAAGGUCUGCUCCCAUUUACAUGCGGUUGCCAGUGGCUCCAUAGUCUUGUAAACAUGCCCUAUAUAUCUUUAAGGGACUCCCUCCGGCUCUUUGCAGCUCCUUCGAGAUUUGGCCCCCUAUCCAAAUAAUGGUUACCUCUGCUUGGUGGCUCCGGGUUUAGAAAAGUCUCGUUACUUCUUUUAAUAGCUGGAAACCUCGCCUUGACCGCUGAUCAAAAUCUUGCCUCUUCUUUUCUCUCUCUCUCUCUCUCUCUCUCUAUCUAUUUUCUUAUAGUUUGUAAGACGUGCAUCGUGCGCUACUUGGAGACCAGCAAGUAUUGCCCUAUUUGCGAUGUCCAAGUUCACAAAACCAGACCCCUUUUAAAUAUAAGGUAGGCGAGAGACAACUGAACUGCUGUCUUUCAUUUCAGGUGAGAAGUUCAGAGGGUAGCGACGCUUGCGCGCUUCUUUGGAUUGCCACCUCUUCAUCACACGUUGGGAUCUGGCUGGAGAUGUCAGUUUGCAAACUGAAGUUCAUGUGUGAAGGUGGAGCUGGCAUUUAAGUCCUGUCGCUCCUUGAAUUCCCUCCAAACCCAAACCCCAGCUUCUUAUAUGUUUACGGAUACGUACUUUAUUCUUGCCUUGCCUGACCAAACUGCAAAUUAUUGUCAGUUCCAGCUAACCCACCUCCCUCAUAUAUUCUGCUGGUGGAGAAAGGCAAAAGUUAGAUUCAUUUCAGAAGUCCUCCUUACUUAGCUGCAUCACCCUUUGCUGUUUAGGGAUGGCAUCUCUUGAUUAGCUGCAUGCAUUUUAGACAGUAACACUGUGGCAAGUAGGUUUCUGUAGACAGAAUUGUUCCCCACCUAGGCAGAUAAGUAUCUGGUGUAAAAGACUCCUGUCUAAACCAUUUUUAAAUGUUGCAGGAAUUUGGGCUGACCAUUUGAAUCUUUUAGAAAAUACUCUUUCUUUGCUUUGGAAAGUAAGGUGCAGUUUGGAUUUUAAUACUGGCACCCUUCUAAAUUUGAGCGUCCUGGGAUUUUAUAUUUCAGAUCUGAUAAAACUCUCCAAGACAUUGUCUACAAGUUAGUGCCAGGCCUUUUCAAAAGUAAGUAAGCCCUUCUUACAUUAAGUGACCACCACAAGCACAAUCUUGUAUGAAAGCCAGAGUAUACUAAAUGACAAAUGUGUGUUCUCACUCAGAUGAAAUGAAAAGAAGAAGAGACUUUUACGCUGCUCAUCCGUCUGCUGAUGGUAAAAGCUUCAAUAUCUUUCUUUUGUAGACAUAAAACUGUCCGCUUAUUCAAAAGCUUAGGUUGUUAAAACAUUUCCCCAUCUAUUCUUCCCCUAACAUUUCAGUGACAAAAUACGGCAUAAUUAAUUUAAAGGUUUUUAAAGCAUGCUACAGAGAGUUAUCUCAGUAUUUGCAGAAAUAAUCUUAGCUGUGAGAGAGAUUCCCCUCUUGAUGAGGUUUGUUCUCAUUCGAAUUUAAAGAUGUAAAUGACUGUGGAAAUUUCUGUGCAGCUGCCAAUGGCUCUAAUGAAGACAGGGGUGAAGUUGCAGAUGAAGACAAAAGGAUUAUAACAGAUGAUGAGAUAAUAAGCUUAUCCAUAGAGUUCUUCGACCAAAAUAGGCAAGUUGUGAACACAAUAAUUUACUUUUAUCUGCACAUUCUUAGAUAGCUCUUCUUUGUUAUAAUUGUAUCACUCUUCUUCCCAGACUGGAACGGAAAGGAAAUAAAGAGAAAGAGAAACCCAAAGAGGAGGUAAAUAACUUUUACUUUCUUUGGAAUUUAACAGACCCCUUCUUUAGAAAGUAGUUUAGAUUAUUUGUUUGCCCCAGCUAGAUUAAUAGUUAUUUUUAUCUCCCUAAAGAAAUUAACACUGCAGGCAGCUAUUGUACAGACAUUUAUUGUUUCUUCUUGGCAACUAAAAUUAAAAGGGAACUGAUUGAUGGUCCAAAAACUUUUGUUUCCUUCUAGUUUUCUUUACCCAAAUUUUUUUUUGAGGAGGAAACUUGUCAUAUAUUGUAAAUAAACCCUGGAAAAUGUAUGUUACUACAUUUUGACUCUCCUUAAUUAACUGUUCUGCAUUUUUGUUAUUUUGAUUUAGCAGUUAGUUUCUAGUUUCCAGCUAUGCUUAUGUAUCUCUACUACAUUUACACUGAAUUCUUAAUUAUAUGCAUUAUUUUUUCUCCCUAAUCAAACACCCUUAUCAGGUGAAUGACAAAAGAUAUUUGCGCUGCCCUGCAGCUAUGACUGUAAUGCAUCUGAGAAAGUUUCUCAGGAGCAAAAUGGACAUACCCAAUACUUUUCAGGUACAUUUUUUGUUUAUUAAAGGGGUGAUAGUGGUAGAAGUUCCAGUAAAAUCUGGGCUCCUGGCAUUUAAUUUAAAUGAAUGCUUUUUACUUAAAAAUGUAUUGCCACAAACUUACUAAGCAACACAGUGUACCAUGUAAGCUAGUGGUUUGCUUUGGUUUAUAUACAUAAAACAAGCUGUUAAUGUAGUCCUCUAUUUUCAGAAACUGGAGAAUCAGAUAAGUAUCCCCCAGUGUUUUGCUCUGUGCUGUCAGAUCAUAGGUUCCUUUGUCCUUGAAAGAUCAGAGCCUGCGCAGCAUUUUAGACAGUCUUUUUCAUGCUAAGGUUGCUCAAUAAGCCUUUGCCUAAUGGCUUUUGCGUCUGGGUUAUAAAAAAACCCCCAGCAACCACCAAAACUCUUAAAUAAAAGACUUGAAGUAUUGGCUCCUUAAGGGCCGAUCAGCAAUCCCACUAAAGCCUAGGACUCAGGAAAGAUAAAUUCCUCCAUCCCAACAAAUGUAAGUCUAAGUACCUGGAUUUAAAUCUUUGGUUGAUUUGGGUCAAGGGGCUUAACUCUUACAGUGUCGUUUAAAUUUGGAGCCAGAUGCAUAUUUCUUUGGCUUGCACGUUGAUGCCGUCGCUUCCUCUCCACCCGCGUAAAACGAAGCUCAAUUGCAUCUCUCCCCCUAGAUCGACGUCAUGUAUGAAGAGGAGCCCUUGAAGGACUACUACACGCUGAUGGAUAUUGCCUAUAUUUACACUUGGAGAAGGGUAAAUAGUGCAGGGGGGGAGGCUUGGAAGCCCCUGCCUUGAGCGAGGUGCGGACCGAUGGGGAAGAAGCGCCUGGUCUGAGGACGCCCUCCUCUAAUUUUAUUUUAUUUUUCUUGCAGAACGGCCCCCUCCCUUUAAAGUACCGGGUGCGACCAACUUGCAAGAGGAUGAAGAUCGGCUGCCACCAGCAGGAUGGGCUGAACCACAGCGGGGAACUGGAAAGUGACUCUGGGAGCGAGAAGGCGAGCAGCCCCGCGGGAGGCGGCCCGCCCUCCACCUCCUCCUGCUUGCUCAGCCCCGGCACCCCGGUGCAGUCCCCGCACCCCCAGUUCCCUCACAUCUCUAGUACUAUGAACGGAACCAGCGGCAGCAGCAACCACCACCCCUCCUUCAGCAACAGAGCCCGGAAAGCCUCCGUCAACGGCUCUUCUGCCACGUCUUCGGGCUGAUGCGCCGAGCGCCUCUGGGACUCCAAAAUCUCCACCGUUGUCUCUUUUAGACCUGCUCUGUCCUGUCCCGUCUCCUUCUCUCCGUGCCACUCAGCUUUAUAGAUGCUAUCCCCUCGUGUGACUGUCCUCCGAAUUGCUUUAAGAAGUGAGAGGGACGAUCAGCGAAACCUCCCACACGAACCUUAGAUAUGGGAACUUUUGGAUAUUAAAACGAACCUCGGCUGUUGUGAAAACAGGGGGAUUUGAGCUUUGAGCGUCUCCUCUGGACCGUGGAUUUAGAAAGAGGAGAAGGAGGUGUUUCUAAAGGACUAGCAACGCUAUAAACCCGGAUAAACUAUAGAGGAAAAGGAAUGCUUUUUGGUUUUUGCCACAUCCUUCGUGGUUUGGACGGGAUUCUCUGGAAAAUGGAUGCAUAUCAGUAAUGGGAUCUAGUUUUUUGCUAACCCAGACUAACUUCUACGUUUAAGAUCUCCGUUGUUAAUCGUUAUUUCACUGUUUUGUAAAACUGCAGAAAGCAAGUGGAUUUCCCCGCCACCCCACAUCUUAAUAUUCUUCAACAAAACCGGAUUGGAGAAAAAAACGCAUAGAAGAACUAUGCAUCAAUGUAGCCAUGUCACUGUGAACAACAAUUUCCUGCUUUAUUAGCCAGUUUUAUUUUCUUUUAUUUUCUCUUUUUUUAAAAAAUGUGUUUCACCCAUAACUUGCCUACUGCAGCACAGAAAGGAUUUAAGAACUGGGGGAAGGAGGGGGGUGAGAGAUGAAAAACCACAGAACAAGAAAAAAAUGUACUAUUUCAGUUUUUACAACCUGUAUGCCUGAAGGCGGGUAUUGCCGUUUAUUUUACUGGCUUGUUUAAAGAAGGAAAAACAAACGAGGGGGGUGGGAACCACAUUUUUUGGAGGAUAAGAAUCAGGUGGCAUUUUGCAUUUGUGCAACAUUGCCACGUUCUUAUUUGACAAAACAGGAAGCAGUAUUGUAUGAUAUAUUUAUAACUAUUAUAAAGAGAAUAUUGUGUUUCUCGCACUCUCGACGCGGUGGUUCAGUUUCCCUGGCUAGCUCGGCCCUUGGUGACGCCUCUUCUUAGCUCCUUGCUGACGAAGCAGACACCAGCUUUCCCCCCUAGUGACGCCUGAAGGCUGCGGGGUCGCAGGGAGCAAGCUCAAACCGCGGUUAACCCGGAAGCAAUUGGCCAUCUCGAAAGAGUUUUACGGGCUUUGUCUUGGUUCCAAGUAGUAUUUCGUUUCAUUUCUUACUUUUUACAGAAUGUGAUUUAUUGUUCCAACGGUGCAGUGGGAAAGAAUUCAGGAGAGCAGGAGGCGACGCCAGGAACGCGAGGGCGCAUUAACUAUUUCAUUAAAUUUUAUUAUUUGGUGUGAUGGGUUUGUGUUUCCACCCUUAAAAUAUAAAAAAAGCACAGGAAAUCACACAAGAAGCCAUAAGAUAUGCGGGAAUCUAUUUGAUUAAGUUGUUCUUUCUUAAGAAAUCAGCAAGUUGCUGGAUGAAGGCUUUUAGUCUAAAUUUGUUUUAAUAUAUAUAUAUCUGUAUGUAUGUAUAUGGUACAGUACUAAUUUGGUUAAAAAUGAACAGGUACUCUGAUAUUUCCAAUAAGCUGCGGGGAAUCCCUUCUUCAAGGCGGGCCUCUGAAGGCGUUGCGUUUGGGAAAAGAAGGACUGUUUUAAAAGUUAAGCGUUGUGAAGAGCCCCCAAAUACUUUUCAGUUUGUGCUUUGCUUUUGGUCAAACGUUGUGUGUGUGUGUGUGUGCGCGCGCGCGUGUGUUCUUCACUCACCAGUUACGCAUUCGUGAGGGUGGUUAUCCUAUAUGACUAUUGUUUUCAUGUUUGUACGGGGAAAUUGUAGCUAAACAUUUCAUUGUCUCCAGUCUGCGAAAGAAGCACAAAUUCUAUUGCUUUGUCUUGCUUACGGUCAUUAAAUCAUUACUUUUGCAUAUACCCCGUUGCUACUUCUUGUAACGUUAUAUAGUCAAUGUUUAAGGGUAUUAUUAACUUUUGUAUGUCUCCAAAAAGAGAUCCGGAGAUCAUGUUCACCGGAUUUAACACUUAAAGUUUAACAUUCAGCUUAACUAAAUGGAACUUGCAACCUAUGAAGUUUGUGGUCCUGUACACGCGCUUUCCUGGGAGAUAGCGCCAAAGAUCAAUAGAAAGCAAAGGGACUUCCUUCCUUCCUUCCUUCCUUCCUUUCUUUCUUCCUGGUAAAAGUAGUUUGGAUUGGGUUGUGAGCGAUUGUAGUCCUUCAGCUGCUAAUGUAAAUGUGAGAUAUAUACUUUGAAGUAAUGUCUCUUUCAGACUAAUUCUUUUUUUCGUGAUAGACGUAGUCACAAGCACAAAUUCAGUUUUAGGUAGUCGAAUAAUUUUUUAGUUGGGCAGAUCAAACCAAUCCAAAAAGAGAUUCUAAAAGGGGAAAACGCGUGUUUCCAAUGAUGAUAUAAAAUACAGUUUGAGAGAAUAGGAUCCCUCUCAUGAAUCAGAUCGGGCUUCCAGUGAAAACACAUAGACACACACAUCCCUGUUCCCUUAUUGUUUCACAAUAAAAUAUCUUAGAGAGGAAGGUUAGAUCUAGAUUCAUGCACAUGAAUUAACUCACAUACAGUCCAUAGACUGUAUUAGUCGCUUCUGACAGAAUUCCAUCUCACUAACAGUGAAAGGAAUUAAAGCAGCUGUGUUAUAACAAGUCUUUUUCCUGCUUUGGAUUAGUUCUGAAAAAAUCCUCAACUGACUGUUUUUCAAAGGAGGAAAAAAAGGUAAAAAAGUAUAAGAAGAUGGAAUAAUUAUCACAAAGGCCAAUGUUGAACCCAAAGUUCUGAACUGCCGAUAAAUCAAACCAAGUUUGCGCAAUUUGGUUCCAGUUCAAUCACGGCAAACGCUGCUAUAUUUUGAAACUGAACUGAUACUGUAUUGGUAUUGCUAAUUCUGCGAAGAUAAGUGUGGGUUGAUUGCAUCCACCAGACAAGCACGUUUAACUGGGAGCGAGUCCCAUUCAUUUCAAUGAAGCGUGCUUCCAUCGCAGUGCUUUGAGGGUCACUGCCUGAACCUGAACUCUCGCCGGGUUACUGGAGUCAUGGUGAACAUUUUAUCUUCCUUUUAUACCGUGAGUACACCUUAAGAAAAAGAACACGGUUUUGAAAGGAUUUCCAGAUGGGUGCCUGUUCGUGUUGGUUGCUGAAACACCGACGAAGAGUCUAAGAGGAAGAC